AUGUUGGCUGGAGUGAGGGCGGCCCGAGCCUACUCCGAGGAGGUGAGGGAGGGGGGAGGCGGACACUCACUCACACUCACACUGGGGAGGCAGACACUCACUCACACUCACACUGGGGAGGCAGACUCACACUCACACUGGGGAGGCAGACACUCACACUGGGAGGCAGACUCACACUCACACUGGGGAGGCAGACACUCACUCACACUGGGGAGGCAGACACUCACACUGGGAGGCAGACUCACACUCACACUGGGGAGGCAGACACUCACUCUCACUGGGGAGGCAGACACUCACACUGGGAGGCAGACUCACACUCACACUGGGGAGGCAGACACUCACUCACACUCUGGGGAGGCAGACACUCACACUGGGAGGCAGACUCACACUCACACUGGGGAGGCAGACACUCACUCUCACUCACUCUGGGGAGUGGAUACUCUGAGACCUCAUUCUAUGUUAUGACAACCAGCUCCCAGCAUGUCAGUGACAGCAGGUGUAAACAAUGCUCCCCAUCAUGCUCAGCCAACCUGACAGCUGGCUGGGAGUCAUGAGGAAUGUAGGCAGGUUAGAUAUGGCAGCCCUAUGGUGUUCACUAUACUGAGUUAUUAACUGAGCUGGGAAUUACUGGCAGUAGUAUUAUUAUUAUCAUGGAGGAGCUUCCUGUGCCUCCAUUCUGAUUGUAGUCUAGUGACUAAUAGUGUGUCAGUGUGAAUGGAAGUCAGAUUUGCCAUUUAGAAUUGCUGCUAGCUGUGUGGCUCUAGCAUGUGAGCUCAUUGAGCAGGGCCCUCAAACCCCUCUGUCCCUGGGCACCCAGCUCGUCUGGUUACAAAUACAUGUCUGUAAGUCCACCCAUUGUACAGCGCUGCGGAAUUUGUUGGCGCUAUAUAAAUAAUAAUUACACAUUAUGGCUUACUGGCAUAGAUAUAUGUCAGGGUCAUCCUGCCUUGGUUUGCAAUAAUGCUCAGCAUGCCAAAUAGUGCAAAAUAAAUUAAAGGGAUAUUAUAGGCAUCAAAAUAACUUUAGCUUAAUGAAACGGCUAUCGUGUAUUGAUUAUGCUUUUGCAGUAUCAAUGCUCAAUUCUCUUUUAGGAGUUAAAUCACAUUUUAGAAGUUAAAGGGAAGCUACAGUGCCAGGAAUAUAAAGUUGUAUUCCACUUACUCGCACCCCCUCCCAUUUUGUCACUUACCUGUUUCCACCGCCAAUGUCCCUCGGCGCUGGGUCAGGCUCCUCCUACCCCCUGUGAUCACAUUCGGACUACCUUGUAGGAAAGUAUUGAAUCAAUGUUUUUUUAUGAGGUUUAGUGGACACUAGGUGUCCUCAUGCAGAGCAUGAGGAUGUCCAGCCUCAGUUAGGCGACCAAAAGUUGCCUAACGAACCGGAAGCGCCUCUAGUCGCUGUCUUGUUUCUGUUCAUGUAGCCCUAGUCGUACGACCCCAACUAUGACUGAGACACACUUCAUGAAAAAAUUGAUUUGUUUUCAAUCAGACUUUAACUUUGUUUACCCUUAAUUUUGUAAAUUAAACUGUAAUCACACACAGGAGGCUCCUGUAAGGUCUAAAAGUUGGUUAACAGAGCAGGAGAAAAGCAAUUCUAAAUUAAACAGACUGUGUAAUAAAGGAAGUAUAAACGUUACAUCUCACUUUACAGGAAGUGUUUAGGAAUGCUGUGUAAGUCAAAUGCAAGGAGAUGUGGCUAGGGCUGCAUUAACAAAGUGAUUUAACUCCUAAUUGGCAGAGAAAUGAGAAGCAGGACUGCAGGGGCAUGAUCUACACACCAAAACUGCUUUAUUAAGAUGAUUUUGUUUUAGGGACUAUAGUGUCCCUUUAAAUGUCAAACGUUAGGUAUGAUUUCAGUAAAAGGCUGAAUAAAUUGCUAUAGCAAGAAACUCCAUUGUUAAUCACAGAGUUUUGUAUUAAUCAGGAAAUAGACCAACUGUAUUAAAUUUGCAUCCAACAUUUUACUUUGCUUUACAAUUUUACAGUGGUGAUAGACAACAGCAAGUAACAGACAAAAUAAUACUGAUACAUGAUUUAGGUAACAGUUCAAGCUCCAUGACCACUAGAGUGCACACGGAGCACAAGGUGCUCCUGGCAUUAUAACCAUUAUAAAAAGCUGUAGUGGUUAUAGUGGAUGUAGUGUUCCUUUAAACCAAAAAUUGUGGAUAGUUGACAAAUGGAUUGCUGAUGUUAGCCCAGCUGUCAAAUAAAGAAAGAGUUAGACAAUUCUUCUAGUUUGGUUAAUUUGGCAUAAGUUUUCUUGUUAAUUCUCCCCAAUUUGGGAAUAUUCUCUAAACAUAAAUGUUGAUAAACUGGCUUGAAGAAAUGUAGCAGUUUGUCAAUUCUUCACCUUUUGUGAAUAAUCCAGUCUGUUUUGGAUUUAUAUGAAUUUGCAUGGUCAUGUUUGUAUAUAUUUGCAGUUUGUGCUGCCCGUGUGCUACCACAGGUACGAUAUGAAGGGACAACAUCCGAAACUAAACGUAAGUUCUUCAUAAUAUUGCAAAGUUUUAAUCAGUGCAUCAAAUGAUUUAAUGUUUAUAAACUUCAAAAAUAUCUUAAAUGUUUUUUGUUGUUGUUGUUUUUUUUUUUAAAUUGAUGUUCCUGUACCAAAAUACAUUCAGCAAUGUACGUUCGGACCCAAGUCACAUUAACAGUAUAAAGUGUAUGGCAUUUCACACAUUCAGUAGUGUUUCUUUAUAAAUGGGCCAUUAAUGUCUGUGUUGUCAAUGGAUUUCCUAGCAUGUCCAGGGCCUCCUAAUUUUAGUUGUCUGCUCACUUUAAUUUAUAAUUUUUUAUUGCUGAUUCUAUUUUUAAAGCAUGUAAACGGUAUAUUUUAACAUACUACAUUUUUCAACUCUAGCCACUGUUAGACCGGCAGAUGCUGUAUUAGUAAACCAACUCUCUGCAUUUGGAGAGUAUGUUGCUGAGAUUCUGCCAAAGUACGUCCAGCAGGUCCAGGUGAGUUCCCCGUCUGAUACCUGUACUUUUAUGUAAAUAAACAAGCAACAUGUUAAGUCUAAAUUCCUUUAGUAAAUGAAGUCAUUCCUAUAUUUACGUUAUUUCUAAAGUGGUAAUUGUGGAGAAUUAGAAGGUGAAUUACACAUUUUACGCCAAAAUAGAUGAGAUACUGAUAUUUUUCAACUGACUAUUUAGGCCUAACAUUUCUAUUCCCUUUUUAAUUUACCACAGUUCCCAUUUUAGUAAAUAAACCCAGCUUGCUUUUCAUCCAGAUGGCCCAGCAGUGAUUCAGGCAAAUUCUUCAAAUUCUUUACAAUGCGAAAUAUCACAUCCUUAUAAUUAUAUCAAAUUUGUAAUGUGAUGUUCUGUGGCUCCAUUUUCCAUUUGCUUCUGCCUUAACGUGAAAUAUAACAUAAGGCUGCAGGUCCAUUUGACCUACUCUAUUUCUUUUCUAUGUACAUAGUACUCUGAGUCUGAAGGUCUUUUACCAUAAGUUGCCCAGGCUGCUUUCAAUUUGUCGCACAAUCUGUCCCUUUUGUCAUUCCACAGGCCUCAUGAUCCAUUACUGUCAGUCCCCAGCUAUUGUCCCUUCAAUACCUAUUCACUCCACAGUCUCAUGGCAUAUACCUAGAGCCUCCAGGUCUUUACUAUCCAUCACUUUCAGGGUUAUGCAGUUCAGUAAGAAUUUCAAACUGAAGGCCAAAGUUGUCAAAAUGGAACAUUUCUGUGUCAGCUGUGCUUCUAUUUCUGCUACUUUGGCCUUAAAUCUGAAAUUCAUACAUUAGUGAAUAACCCUGUUUAUUGUCCCCCCCUCCUCCCUCCCUUCAGUCUCUGCUGCUCUUUCUUCACUGUGCAAUCUGCCUGCUCACGUAGCUGUCCCCUCAAUACUUUCCUUCUUAUCUAAACACACACGCCAACACCAAUCCACAUACAGGCUGAGGUAGCUAAAAUACAAAUUCCUAUAUAUUCCAUCAACAUAAACACAAACAUGGAUUCACUUCUGUGUCAUUUGUCAAAAAUUAGGAUUUCAUUGUUUUCACCUUUGUUAAAAAUAGUUAAUUUUUUCCUUUUUUCUAACCCAACCAAAGUCAGCCUAGGAGUCAGCGGUGCAGGUUUACCACCUUGUAGUAAUGUGGAAAUUUCUGUAAAUCGUGUUAAUCCAGUUUAAUUGGAUCACACUGACCUGUUACUUAAUAAAACAGUGUUUGUGACAACGUUUUAAUAUUUUCUACACAUUUACAUUUCUGCUCUUUACUGUAGUGUGUUCAGUAUUUUGCCAUAUUUGUUAAAGGGAUCCUAGUGGCACCCAGACCACUUCCACUUCAUCUCACUGAUGUGGUCUGAGUGCAGUGUCCCUGUCUGCCUUAGCCUGCAAUGAAAAACAUUAUAGUUUCUGAAAAACUGCAGUGUUUAUGUUGCAGGACUAAGACUGCCUCUGGUGGCUUUCUCUCAGACUGUAGGUGUCCUGCUACUUUACCUACCAAUUCCUCUUAAAUCGAGAGACAUAAGUGUUUCAAUUACAGUGUAAGGUCUGUCGUUGUCCCCCUUCCCAUUCUCUGUGACUGCCAAUGUGCAAAAUAAAUGGUGGUGGGUAUUUUCAUUUUUAUUUAUUUUUUCCAUGUAUGUUUUUGAUAUUUUGACAUAGGUAACAUGCUAUGGAGAGCUGGAAAUAAUGAUCCACCCAGAUGGGGUGGUGCCGGUCAUCACCUUCCUUCAGGAUCACACCAAUGCUCAGUUUAAAUCCCUAGCUGAUCUAACUGCUGUCGAUAUCCCAACGAGAACAAAUCGCUUUGAGGUAGGAUACAAUUAAUACAGCCAAGAUAACUGAUUUAACAAGGCAGAUGUAUGUGGUUUUAGUCGCUCGUUUUCAGAGUGAUGUAAUUUAUUGCUUGUGAGUAGGAAUCUUGUGUUUGUGAAAUGUGCCAAGCAUGAUCAACACUGUUGGAUAUCUAGCAGUAAGUUUGGGCAUUAUUAAUGAUUUUCUAUUUAAAAAAAUUAAUAAAUAACUAAGCACAAUCUUGGGGCAACUGUAGUAAAGGAAUUAAAGCCAAAUGAGGGGAUGUUCAGAAAUGUUCUCGUGCUAUUCAAUAAAGUCUUUUAAAUGGCAGUUUACAUUGUAGUCGCACAUUAUAAAAAUAUUCGGCAUUCCUCUUUAGGCAGAGAAUUCCACAUCUUCAUUGUGCUUACUGCAAGCAAAAAUAAAUUUCUUCUAGUCUCAAUGGGUGAGCGCUUCCUGCUAAUGAACAGAUUAGCACAAAGUGGUUUGUACUCACCCUGUUUAUAAUUGUAUAGUGCUAUCAUAUCUAAAGAAAAGAAAUCCAGUUUUUCUAGCAUUCCCUUAUAACAGUUUUCUAUCCCCCUUACUAAUGUUGCAGGUUGCCUAUGUACUUUUUCUAGUUCUGCAAUAUCCUUUUUUAAAACCGGUGCCCCAAAUUGCACUGCAUAUUCAAGGUAGGGUCUUACCAUUGAUUUGUAAAGAGGCAGAAUUAUAUUUGGAUCACGUGAAUCAAAACCCCUUUUUAUACAUGACCUUACUACUUUUUAGCAACAGCAGACCGGCAUUGGUUACUGUUGUCUAGUUUGUGAUCUAUAAUUUUUCCUAAGUUUUUUCCUUAUUCGAAGAAUGCUUAUGUUUACAUAUCCUUUAUCUUAUAUGCCACUUGCCUGCCCAGUUCCCCAAUUUAUCCAAAUCCCUCUGUUGUGACAUAUUAUGUUCAGACUGUAUUUUCUGACGUGUUUUGUGUCUUUUGCAAAUUCUGAAAAAAUGACUUGCAUUGCCCACUUCAAGAUUAUUUAUAAACAGAUUAAAGAGAAGUGGACUCAGAACAGAAAACUCAGGCACUCCACACACCACUUGUUAAAUCUGAACAUUUUCAAUUUACAACUACUCUCUACACUCUAUCUUUAGUACGUUUUUGUUCUUAACUAGCUACAUUGAAGCAGGGCAUCUUGUAAAACUGUAUGGAAUCCUGUACUGGUGUUUAACCUACAUGUGGUGUUCUAAAUAUCCAUAUAUAUCUUUUAGAUAUUUUUAUUUUAAUCUAUUGAUUGAUCCUUAUUCUAUUUUCAGAUUGUUUACAAUCUCCUGUCCUUGCAAUUUAACUCCCGCAUUCGAGUGAAGACAUAUGCCGAUGAGCUUUCUCCAAUCGAUUCUAUUGUACCUCUUCAUCAGGCUGCAAAUUGGUACGAAAGAGAGGUGAGAACAUUCUUUUAACUCUUAUUUCCCCAAACUAAUAAACCACUUCAUCAUUUAUUGCUGCCGUUUAAAGUAUUUGGUGGUUUGAAUCUAGGAGUAUAUAUUUAAAGAACAUGUUUUAUAAACGCGGCUAGGCAGCCAGUGUUACAUAUUUGAGGGAAAAUUUUAAAAUACACUUUGUAGAAUUAAUUUUACUAUUUUGUUAUGAUUUGUGAAAUCUGUUUAGAUGUGCUGUCUCCUGAGUCUGCUAAUUCUGCCUCUCUGAUAUCUUUCUACUUCUGCUCUGUCACUAUUUGUGUAGGAAUAGACGGCAGUUUGCUUACAUGCAGCAUAUAAAGCCAAACAAGCUAAAACAAAUCUGUAUCAACUAUGAGGGGAUACAGCUAUAGAGUAGAACUAAAAAGACAAAUAUCAUAGUGCAGUAUAGUUGGAAAAAUAUUGUGACACUGCUGUGCAACUGCAUUCACAAGAUGAUGGUAAUCAGCGCAUAAGAGGUGCCUCCCUGGUCUUUGGGGGGCUGGUGCCCACUGCUUCUUUGGCUCAGUGACAAUUCUGAUAGGGAUUCCAACUAGGUAGGUAUAUAUGUCAGAAUAUUCAUUAAAUAUAAAUGUUACAAUGAUAAAAUAUUCUGCCCAGCAUGUUUAUCCCUCACUGGGCUUCCUCAGGGACCACCAUAAAAACAUAUACAAUAAUAUAAUAUUUAAAACAAAAAUGUCAUUCUCACAUUAAAAGCAAUAAAAAAAAAAAAAAAAAAGCACUAGUAAAAAAAAAAAAAAAAGUAAGUAGAUAAGGGGGGCAAAUUGUGGUCAUGUCUCCAGGCUAUUACUGGGUGUUGGGGAAAAUAUUAUGUAUAUAUCUGUUUAAUAUGUGCUUGAUUAAGUCUGUGUGUAUGGGAGGUCAGGAAUUAUCUUAAAAGGGAGUUUCUGUUUAGAUAGCUGAAAAGAUACAGCACCUGAAAGGCACCAAUCACAUUUACAUAUUAACUGGUCUUCAUAGGAGUCCCUAUCUAGGAAAACACACCUUAGGUUAGAGGCAAAGGGAUGGCUGGGAAAGUUAACACUUAAAUAAAAUAACAGGAUAGACAACACUUUGGGCCUUGGGAAAGUAAAUCACAUUUACAUAUCAAUUGAGCUGAGAAAUUUGCUAUUUACAACAUGGGAACCAAUUCCUUUAAAAAUAGAAGAUACUGACAUCACAUUAGAUUAGGUUUUGGUAAGACACACAAGCUGCCCAUAACAUGCACAGCACAUACAUAAUGUAGCCAAUAUUAUUAUACACAAUGUAGCAGAUAGUAUUAGAUAGAUGGAAUGUAUGAGUGUCAUGAAUGUAUUGUAACUCUGUAAUACUAUAACUCUGUAACAUUCUACUUCUGUAAUAUUCAACUGGGCAGAUUCUAAGUAAAGAUUUCUCUCUGGUAAGAACUAUGGUGUUGGCUGUUUAUUUGUAAUAUCGGGUAGAAUACCUUAGUAGUGCUAGUCAUAUAUUUAUCUGGACAAGGGGAUAAAGAUAUAUGUUAGUUCUUGGAAGAGGUUACACAGGGAUAUUACAUUCACUAUUAAAACACAACGCAGAGUGGAUUUCUCUCAAAAGGAUACCAAUUGGAAGUAUUGGUGGUGAGAGAAGGAUUAUACAACACUGGGAAGAGACUAUGCAAAUUGUGGAGAUGUAAAUACGUAUAUAUAAAAUUAAAUCAUAAUCUCACCAAUUAUUUAAUUGAAUUGAUUAACAUAAUACUACAAGAAGAACUAACUCGAGAUGUUAUUUCAGAGGAUCAUUGUAAAUUCCUCUUUAACGAAAAUCCCAUUAUACCUAUUAUUUCAAUUAAUUUCCUCCCUUAGAUUCACAAUGUCAUCAGCCAUCUCUGAAGUAGACCAACAAUAAGCAGGAUUAAAUCAAUGGGCACAAAUUUAUCUGCAUUUGUAGAUAUAUAUCUAUAGAAAUAUGAUCAGGAGGCAAUGUUAAAGAUUAUACAUCCAUCCUGCAGAAGAUGGAAAAUAUUGAAUGGGAGGAAGAGUUUAGAUGGACAGUGCUAGCUGUCACUUCUCUGUAUUCAGUCAUUAUUUAUGGUUGGAAGGGUACUUUUUAAGGGAAGAUGGAAAUAUCUCUAAAUACCUAAGACUAUUCUAAUCUGUAUCCAAAUUAAUUUGGAUCAUAAUUACUUUGUUUUUGAUGGGGAUUUCACAGAUUAAAAGUACCGCCCUGGGGACCAAGUUUGCCCCCAAUUACACUAACAUUUACGCAAGUUUUUGGGAAGUCCAUUUUAUAUCAUCUGAACAUAGCUGGAGUGCGAACUUGGCGGAGGUUCAUUGAUGAUAUUAUAAUUUGGAAAGGCUCGGAAAUUUAAAUAUGUAGAGUAUAUAUAGGAUAAUUGUCAAUUAUUAUUUUUUUGAUGCGGUUUUAAAAUAUGGAACUCAAUUUCUUUAGAUAUAACUUUCUUUGUGAAGCGUCAACAAAUUAAAUCAAAGCUGUCAUUUUAAACCAUGGCUUGGAGGCAAAGCCAAAAAGUCAAAUAACAGUAAUUAGGAGAAAUUACACAUUAAAUCUCAAGCAUAAAUUAUAAAAAAUAAAUAAACUUGUGGAAAAAGGGUAUAACAAAUAUAUAAUAUUGAAAAGGAAAUGAGAAAAAUGCUAGUACAAAAAAAAAACUAUCGGUAAAUAAUCUGAAAAAUACACUAUUUUAGAUUCGCGAUAACUUAUAAUAGACAACACUGGAAAUCAGAAACAUUGGCCACUCUUAUUAGAAGAUCUGUUUUUAAGGGAAAUAUUACUGAAACAGCCACCAAUUAUUUUUGUAAAAAAGCACACAUUACACGGCACUGAUACAUGAGAAAUACAAAUUACCCAUAACAGUGGAUAGUAUCCCCUAUCUCGGAAUCUGUGUGUCAUCCAUUGCAGGCUUAACUGUCACUUUAAAGAACCAGCAAUUGUAUAGAUAUGUCAAAUGCCAGAUCAUACUGUAUUCAACCUGACUUCCUCUGCAAUCUGUUCAUUCACGAAUGUAUGUCCAGUCGAUUUUUCCACAAAAUAAUAAUAAUAAUAAUAAUAAAAAAAGCACACAUUAUUAAAAACUUUAUUGCACCAAGUUAUGUUCAUGGGAAGGUUAAUAACAAUCGACAUAAGAUCUCUCAAAAUAAAUUGAUGUGUUUUAUACGGUGUUUAGAGUUCAAAGCAUGUACAAUUUGUAAUGUAGUCCGCAAUAAAACAGCUAUUUCCGUUGAAGUACUACUAAAGAACAGUUGGUUGUCCGUUCUCCAACUGCAUUGUCAUGCAGUUGUUAAAUUUAUUUCUUUAUUUUUAUUUUUUUUAAAUGUUGGUUGAUAAACUCACCCUUUCUACUUAUUACAACUUGGUUGUCCAUCUUUUUGUUCCAAAAUACUACUGUAUAUGAUGACUUGAUUUCUGGGAGUUGUUGCUUAGCUGCUGUUUUUCUACAGCCAAAAGGCAAUGAUUAAAUUACAUUUCUCAAAGUUUCUCUAAAACUGCAAUGAUUUAAUUUGCAGGACUAAGGGGGGCACUGCCACUGCACCCAGACCACUUCAGUGAGAUGAUGUGGUCUUGGUGCCUCUAUAAAGCCAUGGUUUGCAGGAAAUGCAGGAGCUUCAGAUCUGAGUAGCUUUUUGUUUUGUUUUUUCCUUCCUAAAUUAUUAUUAUUAAAAUACAGCAUAUUGUUGAAUGGGUUAGAUCCAGACAAAGCUGUAAAUGUGGAGAGUUUGUCAAGAACUUUCCCUUGGUUUCUACAGUGAUCUCUCCCUUUCUAGUACCUUACCCCAUACUUACACAUUGUACAUAAUUCAGCAACACUAGGGUUAAUAUCUGAUUGUUCAAGACAAAGAUAGGAAAUAGUUUCAGAAGCUGCAGAGGUGAUUUUGAUUUUAUUAAAAAUUUUUUUUAUGUAGAAACAGAUUUAAUGGCUAUCAAUGAUCUUUUUAUGUUAUUUUAGGUAUGGGAUAUGUUUGGGGUAUUUUUUGCCAAUCACCCUGAUCUAAGGCGAAUUCUAACAGACUAUGGUUUUGAGGGACAUCCUUUCCGAAAAGACUUUCCCCUGUCUGGAUACGUGGAGGUAGGAUACCUUUAGAUCUAUUUUUAUAUAUUUGUAUUCAGGUAUACCAGUGGUGGGUAAUAUCGUUUUGUAGAGAAUACAGUUUUGUGUUAGCAACACAUAUUUUAUUUGCAGAUAUAGUUUUUAACAGUUUACCUCUAUGCGGCUGGAGCAGGGGUUAAAAAAACAAAAAGACUACAAAUAUGGCUGCUAAAACAGAGGCAUCAGUGUUGCCUGAGAUUAGAGGGAUUUUACAUUCCCAGGUUGCAACUAUUUCAGCUGCUUUCAUUGAAAUGGUAAAUUGCUUUUAACAUGGUCAGGCCUUCAGUGCAUAUACACCAUGUAGCAUGCAAUCAGUGAAUUACGGGAGACACUUGGCGGUUAAUUGUCAUUUUUGAUUCCUCUGUUAUGAUCUUGAAGGUGCGCUAUGAUGAUGAGGUGAAACGCGUGGUUGCCGAACCUGUGCAGCUGGCCCAGGAAUUCAGGAAGUUUGAUCUGAGCAGCCCAUGGGAAGCCUUCCCUACACACCGUGAACUUCCAGAGAGCCCAAAGCUGGAAUCCGGAGAGAAUAAAGGAGAGGCAAAAUAA
This is a messenger RNA of Pelobates cultripes (western spadefoot toad), 10780 nucleotides long. The record is from the annotation of a GenBank genome assembly. NCBI's taxonomy places the organism in Eukaryota, Metazoa, Chordata, Amphibia, Anura, Pelobatidae.